UCACCUUCCCGCUAUAGCAGCGAACUAGUCAGCCCAACGUGCAGAGAAGCUCUCAGCCUUGCACAGCGGCUGGUUCCACGGCGUCUUCUAGAGCAUCGCACUCCAUGUGCGUUGCGUGGAUGUUGAAAUUGCCCUGUGCAGCUUGUAACCGCGGCAAGAACUCAACAUGUCGAACCCUCCACACGACCCGUUUUAUUCUUCUCCAUUCGGACCUUUCUACAGAAGACACUCGCCCUACAUGGUCCAACCCGAGUAUCGGAUCUACGAGAUGAACAAACGACUACAAUCUCGUACAGAGGAAAGCGAUAGUCUGUGGUGGGAUGCUUUUGCAACAGAGUUCUUCGAAGAGGAUGCCACAUUGACACUCUCCUUCUGCCUGGAAGAUGGACCAAAGAGAUACACUAUUGGACGAACGCUUAUCCCGCGCUACUUCAGCACAGUGUUCGAGGGUGGUGUCACUGACCUGUACUACGUCCUCAAACACUCCAAGGAGUCCUUCCACAACUCCUGCAUUACCGUGGACUGUGAUCAGUGCACCAUGGUCACGCAGCAUGGGAAACCAAUGUUUACAAAGGUAUGCACAGAGGGCCGGCUGAUUCUUGAAUUUGCCUUCGACGACCUAAUGAGGAUCAAGACCUGGCACUUCACCAUCCGCCAGUAUAGAGAACUCAUCCCCCGCAGCAUCCUGGCCAUGCACGCACAAGACCCCCAGGUGUUAGAGCAGCUCUCCAAAAACAUCACCCGCAUGGGGCUCACCAACUUCACCCUAAACUACCUCAGGCUGUGUGUCAUCCUGGAGCCAAUGCAGGAGCUCAUGUCCAGGCACAAGACAUACAACCUCAGUCCCAGGGACUGUCUGAAGACAUGCCUGUUCCAGAAGUGGCAGAGAAUGGUCGCCCCGCCAGCUGGACACCCACAGAACUUCAAAACGGAAAUAUUCCCCACAAAUCACAAAAAAGCUGGUCGCGCCAAAGCUGAGCCGACGAGACAGGCGACGAAGAGGAGGAAAAGGAAGAACUCCGCCAGCAGCGCGAACAGCAGCGUGGGCAACGCCAACAGUAAGAAGAGAAGCCCAGCGUCCAACUUCAGCCUCUCCAGUCAGGUACCUGAUGUGAUGGUGGUCGGCGAGCCCACCUUAAUGGGUGGGGAAUUCGGGGAUGAAGACGAGCGUCUGAUCACGCGCCUGGAGAACACUCAGUAUGACGCUACCAAUGGAUUGGACGACGAGGACGACUUCAACGGGUCGCCGGCACUUAACAGCCCGUGGGGCAGCAAGCCACCCAACAACCAGGACAGCAAGGCCGAGAGCACAGGGCCACAGUCCUCACAGUGAAACAGAAAGAGACCGUUUCCACAGACGGCAGUCAAAAUCGUUAAAUGUCACUGUUUUUGACAUUGUAAUGAGACAUUGGUAAUCCUCACAAUACAACACAGAUGGAAAAAUCGAAUCAAAAACUAUCCCUAUUUGGCCCACUAGGGCGGCGCCCUGUAAAACCUCACAUUGUACUGAAUUGAACCCUGUUGGCAAUUUUUUCCACAUUAUGGCUGACGAUGUCCCUGUCACUCAAUAAGGUCAGUCAUCCACCAAAUAACAGAACAUUCUUCUCUGACUUCAUUGUAACAUCCAGGACAGCGACAGAGCCAGCAAACGUAAUGACAUUGCACAGCAAUAUCCAUAUGAUAAAGACUACUUUUUUUCACCUUAAUGCAUUGCAGUGAUGACAUCAAACAAUUCUGGUUUGUCAUUUUUCAAUUUUUCCUACAAUCCCGCCUUUUCGGCUGUUGUUGGAAAUUCCCAGUGUUAGGGAAGUUGGGAUUGCUCUGGGAAUGAUACAAAGCCAGUGUUUCCACCUGAACUCUCCAUUACAGAAACCUCAGUCUUUGAGCUUUAACAGUACAGUGGUGGGAUUCUGUGGAUGUGGCCCUUUUGACCUUCAAUCUACAGGUCACUAACCCUCUGGGACAGUUAACAGGGGAAGUCCAAAAUAAAACAUAAAGAAAAACUGCUCUUUUUAGAGCAUCAGCCUCAAUGAGAUCUAACCGGCAAGGUUUUUACUCAGACCAUCCAGAGCCACCUAGCUGCAUCUGCGACGGCAAAGGCGUUGUGGUCUUGAGCAUUUGCAUUUUUAUUGGAAAUUAAUUUGGCUGUUGGUUUGUUUACGUUGUUGUUGUCUUUUUCCGAUUUCCAAUUGAAAGGAAAGUGACUCUGUUUCACCACUGCGGACAGCUUCAAGUGGGGAGAGUCGUGUUCCAGGAUUGCUUUCCAGAAUUACUGCAGUCGUCGCCGAUUGUUAUUUGAUGCAAACCCGUUCGGUUGUGUUUGUAGUCUAUUGGUGUUAUUUUUGCUUCUCCCCAAAAAUACUUUGCAAUCACAUUUGUACUUUGCCAAUCAGUACGUGAACUUUGCUGACACCAAUGCAUUAAUGUUGAUUUUUUUUGUUUGGAAUUUGGCUUAGUUCUUUCCCUUUAAUGACCUACUCCCAAACUGACACUAAAUAUUUUUCCUGCAUGACUUUUCAUUUUAGUUUGAUAUAUGUAUCUUUUUGAGACAUGUUGGUCUGCCAUUUUUUCUAGGUUAAUCAGUUUGGGAACACUGUUACAAGGUUUGUAGCUCUGUAAAUAGAGUUUAGCCACCAUUUUGAAACCAUUUUGUAAAUGGCAGCUGUUUAGACUAUAUAUUUUAUUUGCAAGCAUCAAACUUCUAUAGGGCCAUUUGGAUUCUGGUUUGUCUAAUUGAUUUCUGCUGCUACAAGUAGCUCAUUUAUUAUUUUGACAUGGUUACAUCCAGUCAAUUAAUAAACACUAAUGUUUUACAAAUAUUUAAAACUGCAUUAACUUACAUAAAAACGUUGACUCCUUGGAGAGAUAAUUAAAGAACAUUGUUUUAUUACCCUCAUCUCCUGCAAAAACCAGCAUUCUCAAGACCCUACAGAAAGGCUGUUUGAAAUCCUGAUUUUGUGUUGUUUUUAAUGGACUAUUCCAUUCUGAAUUCCACUCAUUUUGUUUCAAAAUGGCAAGAAGACAACCGUGGAUGUCAUCAUUAUCAGAUUGAAUCUGUUGUGUAUUUAUUUGUGAGGAAGCUAACACGUUUUGAGACUGGUAUUAUUAGAACUCUGCACAAUUUGUACAUUAUAUCGCAGAGCUGUUUUGUGUCAUCUGAUGUCUGGUAUGUAUGCUUUGCCAUUAUGUGUGCCAAUAAACCGUGCUUACAGAUUGGU
Molecule: messenger RNA, 3218 nt
Organism: Esox lucius (northern pike)
Lineage: Eukaryota; Metazoa; Chordata; Actinopteri; Esociformes; Esocidae
Gene: ldb2a
Product: LIM domain binding 2a
Exons: 9
Coding region: 167-1333 (388 amino acids)
Biological process (GO): negative regulation of transcription by RNA polymerase II; nervous system development; positive regulation of transcription by RNA polymerase II
Cellular component (GO): nucleus; transcription regulator complex
Molecular function (GO): LIM domain binding
Source: RefSeq, a predicted model, not a curated record